Messenger RNA from Psammomys obesus (fat sand rat), 2272 nucleotides. RefSeq names its product chromosome unknown C19orf44 homolog (gene CUNH19orf44). The transcript has 9 exons. The record is from RefSeq and is a predicted model, not a curated record. The coding region runs from base 43 to 2043 and encodes 666 amino acids. NCBI's taxonomy places the organism in Eukaryota, Metazoa, Chordata, Mammalia, Rodentia, Muridae.
AAGCCGAAACCAGGCGGGAAGAGGCCAACGCAGCUACUCAGAAUGGCUUCUACAAGAAGGGCCAUUGGCCCUCCACGUGGUGCUUUUGACUUCAAUGAUAUGUUCUUAGAAAGCUCAAGGAUGGAAGAGAUCCUAAACUUACAAGCCCGAAGUCUUGGCCAGCAGGCACCUGGGCAGAGCAGAGUCCUAAAGAGAAACCAAAUGAUGGAUGAGAAAUACUUGAUGCCCAAAGAGGAGACCAUGCCAGGGAGGGGUCCCAGGCUGGACCUCAGGCCCCCCACCAUCUUCUCUAAGACCAGAGCCAAUGAGGCCCUUAGGAAACUGGCCCAGAUUGAAACCAAGAUCCUGAGGCGGAAGCAGGCAUCCUCGGCUUUGACUGACACAGAAUUUGACUCUCUGAGCAGUGAGAAGAGUCUUCCUAAGAAGACAUCUGCAGCAUCUUCUGUAUCUUCCCAGUAUCCACACAAAACUUUCCAGAAACAAAUAUGUAAAACCUCUGUAGCAAAGAGCAAUGGGCAAAGUGGGAAAGGUAGCAGGUUUCUGAAGAAGAAGGAGCUGCCCACUGAAACUAGGUCCCUGAGGCCAGCCGUGGGGGAAGGGAAGCAAGUUCAGCUGCCUAGACAGAAAGAACCUGCCAGAAAGUGUGAUGUCCCCGACAGUGAUGAGGAAGAAAUGAAAAUGCUGCUUGGAAGCUUGAUGGAAUCUUCUGGAGAAAAAGAAACAAAUAAAAGUAGCGAGCUCCCCAGCAGGAGUGGCCAUGGAGAGCUGUUCUCGAAUCAGACGCCAGCUCCACUGGGAGUCCCAUCUCAGCUCCGUGUGUACCAGUCCAGCUUACAGCCUACUCAGCCCGUGUUGUUGACUAGUGUUGGCAUAAGAACUCACUCCCCAUGGAUUCACAAUGCUGGGGACACAGCCUCCCUCACAUCCUCGCCUUCCAUCAGAGAUGACCUUUCUAAAUCAGCAUCUUCAAAGAUGGGGUGCAUCAAGCUGGCUUCGUCCCCCAGCAGAACGGAGACAGGGACUUCAGAGGAGCCAGUCUCAGAAACUGCUGAUGACAGCCUCCAUGAUUUUAGAAUUAAUAUUUUGUCCAUUGAUGAUCUGGUUCUGGCUGAUGGAGACAAAUCAGAUGUGGAAAAGAAAGAGGAAGAUUCUGGAAGGGAUUGGGUACCAGGCAGAAGCUCCCCACCUAUGUCACCUUCUCAACUGGAAGUGCAGAGGGCUACCCAGCGCAAGGCCUCUACAUUUCAGGGCACAGCCACCGUGGUUGAGGAUGAAGAGGACCUUGCCACUGAGAGUGAGGUCUCGGAGCACCCGGUUGCCAGCUCUGCCCCAGCUGUCCAGUCUCACAGUGUGUCUAGCGCGUGCUCUGUGGAGACUCCUCCCAGUGCACUCACAGCCAGUCCAGCUUAUUCUGAGGAUUUUGAGCAGUCCUCUGGUCCCUUGGCCUCAGAGGCAUCUCUUGACAGGACGCUAGACACUUUGUCGAAGUUUUCUUCCAGUAGACAGACAGAUCUCUCCAGACAAUCUCCUUCGAGGACAGAGUGGGGCAGAAGUGUGAGUAGAGUUGUGAAAGAGACAGCUGUGCAAACGCUUGACCCUGCCUUUGCCUGCCAGUGGAGCCAGGCUGGCGGCAUGGCAGCCAUUGGACCUGCCCUUGGAGGCGCCUAUGUGGACCCAGCUCCCAUUGCCAGUCACAUUGUCAGCACGGACACCAUAGAAGCCCUGACAGCCUACAGCCCUGCCAUGUUGGCACUGAACGACAUGCUGAAGCAGCAACUGAACCUGACGCAGCAGUUCAUCGAGGCCAGCCGCCACCUGCAUGUGUCCCUUCUGCAGUCUCUGGAUGGGGACUCCUUUCACUACCACACGUUGGAGGAAACCAAAGAGUACAUUAGGUGCCACAGGCCUGCACCCCUGACCAUGGAGGCUGCCCUGCAGGAGGUGAGGGAGGAGCUCAAAGUCUCAGCAGGUGGCUGCUCUGAGGACACAGUGAGGACAGCUGUAGAGCUGCCACAGGCCAGUCACAGCAGGAUGGAGCCAUGAGGUGGUGCGACAGACAGUAUGUGCCAUGUUGAUCACUCAAGAUGGGACCAGCCACCCCAUGGGAACACUCCAUGCCAGGUGCUGAGACAGGUCUUCUGAGCCACAGCUGGCAUCUACCCAGAGCAGCCUGCGCCAGUGCACACCUCUUACCCGCAGCUGGAGGAAAUCUUUUACAAAAGGCUUUAUUUGAAGGCAAAACAGUAAAAUUCACAAUCAGUUGUUAACAGAA